UGUGCAAUACAACAGGUGAAGAAUUUCACAAUGGACAUCCUUAAACGGAGCUCAGGAAUAUGGGCAUCUGAACUAGUAUCAAACCUAGACAAAAUGUGUGACAGCCUCGAAUCCACACUCUCCAAUUCCUCUUCCGCGAGCUACCUUUUCCCUUUACAGCAGUUCCUCUUCACCUUCCUCACCAAGACCCUCUCCGGAGCCGACCCUUCCGUCGACGCCAAGAUCGCGGACGGCGGCUACCUUAUGUUUGACCGCUGGUUGGCCCUUCAGCUCCAGCCCACAGUCCCCAUAGGCAUUCUCCAGCCCUUAGAGGAGAUCUUCCUCCACUCAUUCGCCUAUCCUUUCUUCCUUGUCAGUGGUGACUACAACAACCUCUACAACUUCAUCAAACAACAUGGUAAGGAGGUUGUAAACAGAGGCAAGCUCGAGUUUGGGUUGACCGAAGAAGAAUCCAUUCACAACCUUCUCUUCGUGCUUGGAUUCAACGCAUUCGGAGGCUUCUCCGUAUUCCUCCCAAGCCUGAUUGACGCCAUAGCCACCGACACCACAGGCUUACAACGCAAACUGGCAAAGGAAGCAAGGGAAAAUGGCGGGUCAACCCUCACCCUCAACUCGGUCAAAGACAUGCCACUCAUCAACUCCGUCGUCUACGAGGUGCUCCGCCUCAACCCACCGGUUCCCCUCCAGUACGCCCGCGCAAGAAAGGAUUUCACACUGAGCUCACACGACUCGGCCUUCCGAGUCACCAAGGGCUACCACCGGGUCCCUUCUCUACUAAUGUUUCCAAGUUAGGAUUGUUAGAUUUAUACAAUUCUAGCUUGCGGGAGGGUGUUACCUAGAUUAUUUUUUUUAUUUUGUAUUUUUUUU
Arachis duranensis is the source of this 867-nucleotide messenger RNA. Its product is annotated as fatty acid hydroperoxide lyase, chloroplastic-like. The annotation marks the transcript as partial. Lineage: Eukaryota; Viridiplantae; Streptophyta; Magnoliopsida; Fabales; Fabaceae. Gene Ontology annotation, molecular function: monooxygenase activity; oxidoreductase activity, acting on paired donors, with incorporation or reduction of molecular oxygen; iron ion binding. Gene Ontology annotation, biological process: sterol metabolic process. The transcript is spliced from 2 exons. The record is from RefSeq and is a predicted model, not a curated record.